UAACCUUGCGGUACAACUGCAGGCACAGAUUUUGGAACUGGGAAAAAAACAUGAUGCUGUAAUGUCAAGUAUUGCUAACCUCGGUGAUGUUCAACCAAGGUCAAUUGUUUACAUUCCAAGAGAAAAACAAAUUGCGCCUUUUAGUGGGGAACAAGGGAAAGACAUUCACACCGUUGAUGAGUUCAUAGAAGAGGUAGAGCGUACGAUGAGAGCACGGGGCCUACAGGGGGAGGAGCAGGUGGACUUCAUCUUCUCGCAGUUAAAGGGGUCAGCUCUGGAGGAGGUUAAGUUACGAGUGGGUGGACAGGUCAAGCAACCCAGUGACCUAUUUUCAUACUUGAGGGAGGCAUUCAGAGAGAGACGCACUACACCACAACUCUUACAUGCUUUCUAUGCGCGCAGGCAGUUAGAUGGGGAAGACUUGCGGGAUUUUUCACAUGCGCUCUCACAUCUGCUCAAUUCUGCCCUUCAACAGUCCCCUAACGCUGUAGGUGAUGUACAGCUAGCACUUAGAGACCAGUUAAUUGAAGGAGUACGUGACUCCACCCUUCGACGUGAGUUGCGCAGGCUUAUUAGGGAGAAGCCGGGCUUAAGCCUGUUUGAUGUGCGAGAAGAGGCAAUGAUGUGGACACUGGAAGACCGGCCUCACAGUACUAAUGUGGCGAGGAGCCGAAAUCUUGUGUGCUGUGACCCAGACAAGGGUUCAGGAGAAACAGAUUUGGCCGGUAAUGCACAGACUGACUUGACCACCACUCUGCAGGACGUAGUUAAAAUAAUUGCGCAGCAGGGUAAAGCAAUUAGUGAGCUAACCAACGCAGUCCGUGAUCUCACAACCCACCACACUAGUUCAGAAAGGGAAACCAAGGAGGUUCGAUUUAAAAUCAAGCCGAAGUAUACAGAUGACGGACAGCCGAUUUGUCUACGAUGCGAGGGGGUUGGACACAUGGCCAGACAAUGCAAUCGACCACGUGACGCAGGAGGAUCUCCUAUUGGUCAGCCUAAUCCUGCGGUUCAGGGAAACAGGAACCCUCCAUUGCUAUGAGCUGGGCAAUGCGAGGCAAGUCAAAAGGCUCAAAGGACGUCCUCACCAAAGAACGGUUUCUACGACAUGCUGUAGGCAAAUGCCCUGAGGUAGACAUCCAGAUUGGUGGAGUUCUGCUUAGGUGCCUACUGGACACAGGUAGUAACGUAAGCACGUUGACAGAAAGCUUCUUCAGAGAUCACCUGCAUGGGGAAGAUGAAGAUAUGCAUUGUACCGCUAAAUGGCUUAAAAUCACAGCAGCCAAUCAGUUACCUCUUCCCUACUUAGGCUAUGUUGAGCUAGAUGUGCAGGUGAUGGGAUUCAACAUUCCAGAGUGUGGAUUCUUAAUAAUCCGAGACGAUAAUACCAAACGAGCAGAUUCAUCUCCACCUGGCAUUAUUGGGAUGAAUAUUGCAAAAAGGUGUCGACAGAUGGUAAUGUCAGAGUUUGACACAGCUCUACAGGGAGUGCUGGAUUCUGAUUGGAGAGACGCUUUUCAUCAAAUGCAGGGGGCAGAACUUGCCGGAAAAGUGUCUACAGCCCAUGUGGCAGGAAAACAGAAAGUGCAUAUACCUGCUUCAGCUAUUGUUACAGUUCAUGCAAGGGGGCUCAGGAAGUCGCUGCGUAGGGGCUCCAGCAUGCUGCUUGAGCCAGGGCCUACGCCACUGCCUGGCGGGUUGAUUGUGUUCCCCACAGUGGUUUCAGCCGACAGUCAGGUGUUCCCGGUCCAAGUGGUCAACUUCUCUCCGGAGGAUGUGUGGUUAUCCCCGAAGACGAGGUUAGGUGUCCUUAGUCAGUGUCAGUGUGUGGACGGCGACCCCUGCGAGGUAAAGUUUCAGCGUAUCACCGCUGACCACGAGGAAGUGACGAUUGACCGGAAGGAUGAUCAUGGAGGUGACAGCGACAUACAGAACCUAUUAAAGCAGCUACACCUAGGAGGUACGCUAGAACAACAGGUGGAAUUAGGAGAGCUUCUGAUGAAGUAUGCAGAUGUGUUUGCAAUUCAUGAUGAAGAUCUUGGAUACACUGAUACGGUGAAACAUGAAAUCCCCGUGGUUGACGAGACGCCAGUUUCACAGCCGUACCGGCGCAUUCCCCCUAAUCAGUACAAGGAGGUCAGGGAACAUAUUUCUGAACUGCUGAGAAAAGGCGUGAUUCAAGAAAGUUCAAGCUCCUAUGCCUCGCCUAUUGUGUUGGUGCGCAAGUCUGAUGGAAGUUUAAGACUAUGUGUGGAUUACAGGAGGCUGAACCUGAAGACCAGGCGUGAUGCAUUUCCACUGCCCCGAAUUGAUGAAACUUUAGACGCCCUGAGUGGCGCAAAGUCCUUCUCGACAAUCGACCUCGCCAGUGGAUACCAUCAGGUUGCUGUACACGAGAAGGAUAGGAACAAAACUGCUUUCACUACACCAUUCGGGCUCUAUGAGUACCUGAGGAUGCCUUUUGGGCUCUGUAACGCACCUGCAACCUUUCAACGCCUGAUGCAGACUACAAUGAGUGAUCUUGUGUUGCAGAUUGUAUUGAUCUACUUGGAUGACUUUCUUGUGUUUUCAUCAACAUUUCAGGACCACUUGGUGAGGUUAGAGACAGUUUUCAAGAGGUUGAGAGAGACGGGGCUAAAAGUCAAAAUGAAGAAGUGCCAUUUCCUCCAACCUGAGGUCAGGUUUCUUGGCCACCAAGUUUCAGCUCAAGGUAUUGGCACAGACCCUGACAAGAUCGAUGCAGUGAAGAAAUGGCCCAUCCCCAGUACUGUGAAAGAGCUGCGGUCAUUUUUAGGGUUUUGCAGUUACUAUAGGAGGUUCAUUGGGGGUUUCUCCCAAAUUGCAGGGCCCCUCCACGAUGUUAGACGGAUGCUAGUAUUCAAGGUCUAG
Molecule: messenger RNA, 2889 nt
Organism: Pungitius pungitius (ninespine stickleback)
Lineage: Eukaryota; Metazoa; Chordata; Actinopteri; Perciformes; Gasterosteidae
Exons: 2
Coding region: 1039-2889 (616 amino acids)
Biological process (GO): proteolysis
Molecular function (GO): aspartic-type endopeptidase activity
Source: RefSeq, a predicted model, not a curated record